This is a messenger RNA of Anarrhichthys ocellatus (wolf-eel), 5040 nucleotides long. RefSeq names its product LUC7-like (S. cerevisiae) (gene luc7l). NCBI's taxonomy places the organism in Eukaryota, Metazoa, Chordata, Actinopteri, Perciformes, Anarhichadidae. Gene Ontology annotation, molecular function: mRNA binding. Gene Ontology annotation, biological process: mRNA splice site recognition. The transcript is spliced from 9 exons. The record is from RefSeq and is a predicted model, not a curated record. Bases 2788 to 3918 code for a protein of 376 amino acids. Gene Ontology annotation, cellular component: U1 snRNP.
CUCCCCUUAGUUUAAGCUUAGCGAAACUUUCAAACAGGGCCUGUCGCUGUCGUCAUUUCCCUAAUAUCAAACGGAAACUGGCAAGUCCACCAAAUAGAGAAAAGCGACGAGAGGUGAUGCUUUGACGAAUAAAUAAUCGAAUAGCUUAACAAAAACAUUAAGGAACUGUUUGCAGUUGCUCGCUUUUAUACAGCGCUGUCGACGAAAGACCCACAACAAUGUCUGCCCAAGCUCAAAUGAGAGCGUUGCUCGACCAGCUCAUGGGAACAGCGAGGGACGGUGAGUCGCUGUUGCAUGCUAGCUGAGCUAGCUAGCUAGCCAAGAUGGAGCCACUGCUGCGGCUGGCUUGUGUUGGUGUGUGAUGGCAGACCUGCAUGAAUGGAUAUAGUACUGCAGAGGGCUGUGUAAAAUACAGUAAUAUUAGAGUCAAGUAGCUUCUACGGAUUAACGUGAGGAUUUAAUGUUUGUAUCCAUUAAACAUCAGGUUGAUUUAAAUAGUGAUUCACUGUUUUAGUUUUCUCUUUAUUUCAGCAUUAACGACAUUUCUAGCUUCAGCUAAGUUAGCUUCCAUGCUACCUAGCUUUGAACGAUGUACAACAAUUCAUCAAUCCCUGGCAUUCAUUAAAAAAAACUAUUGCUGUUUUAGUGGAUAGCGUUAACGCCACUGCGUUACAUUCACAAAACUCAAAGUUGAUACGCUAUAAAGAAGCCCCAUGCUAAGCGUCUCACAGGGCCCGUCAGUCAUUGCUGAAUUAGUAUCAGGCUUAAUGAACUGUAUUAACGUUACUCAACUAAUACUUUUGAUGAUUUGACAUCGUCAUAAUGUGAGAGGGCCGGUGCAUAAGAUUAUUAGCAUCGCUGUCCACUGAAGCUCAGUAGUGUUGGAAACAGUACUCUCAUCUCUAAAAGUAAAAAUACUCAACUACGAGCAAAGGUCCUGUGUUCAUAAUCUUUCUACAGUAAAACUCCCCGAGCAUGAUUAGCAAUAUCAUGCUUAAAUCCUGCAUAUUAGGUAAAACACUUAAAAUGCAAUACAUUAUUACCAUUUUGCAUUGCAAGUUGAUCAUAAUUUGAUCAGCUAAGCAAUCUGUAACUCCAGCUGUCAGAGUACUCCAGCAGGGAGUAAAAAGUACAAUAUGUUCCUCUUGGUAGAAGCAUAAUGUAGCAUUCCAUGGUAAUAUUCAAGUGAGGCAAAAGUACAUUACGUUUGCACUUGAUUUUACUGAAAUGAGCUGCAAUGCUGCUCGUUAUUUUAAUGAUUUAUAAUCUAAUUUAAAAGUGAUAUCUAUGUGACCUACUAACCUAUAUUUGGUUAACCCAUACAAAUGCAAAUCUGUUGUCCUUAGCAAGGCACUUUGAUUUGCUAAAAUACCAGUUUAGUAAUUGCUUCCAGCAAUUUGGAUACAAACAUUAAGAGGUAACCCAGCUGUCGAGUCUGAUUUUCAUGGGCAGAAGUGACAGCUUAGUGCUGCCCUGUUAUUGUAUAAAUCAGAGGUUCAUCCUGACAGUUGAUUGAAUGGAACUGUGGAUUAUCUUCUAACACGUUGAUAAUUUGAACUCAACAGUAAUAAUGAAUUUGUGUUGUGAGUUUGUGGGUGUAUGUGUGAUGAGAUUGAUAUCAAAUUCUUCCCAUACAUUUGUUGCAUACAAACUGAACAAUUGUGGCCCCUUUAUUUUAUUCAUUAAGGUUCAGUGUAUCUUUGCCAGCCUACAACAAUCUGCAAAGGAGUUGCAGAAAAGCCUCAUGUUCAUCGAGCCGUGAGUCACACAUAAUUUUUAAAGCUGUUAUGAUGAAUAUCCAAACCAUUUGUUUGCCUUCCGGAAGUUAUUGUAGCUUUUUUUUUUUUUUUCUUUUUUUUUUAGUCACACAAAUGGGUAUAUCUUCAGUGGCACUAGAACUACAAUUUGCAGUAGUUUUAUGCAGCUUGAGCUAAGACGUCUGAUCGCGCAGAAUCCAAAGGAGCAGUUCUCAGUUUUCAGAAGGCAAUUUUAGCAAUCGUCGAGGAAGAAAAAACAAACAAACUUGGCACACAUCAUUUACAAUCUGACUUGUGUAUGACUCCCAACUUCUUACUACAGGUAUGGGCAAGAAAACUGUUCCCAUUUAUACUUUUCUACAGCGGGUUUAAAAUUCUGCAGCUGAGGUCUUGAAGAUGCAGAAGGGUACAGUAUGUGGUGCAGAUCACAGUGUGUAUAAACUAAUUUUUUUCCUUGGAAUUCUUUUAUACUUUUGUUUUCAAUUUCUUUUCAAUGUUUCGUAUUUGUAAAAGGCUUGGCUGGAACAUUUGUCUGAAAUGUUUACAUCUUCCCUGUAUAGUCGUAUGCAUUGAAGUGUAAUGAAAACAUUAUAAAAUCAAGGUACACCUGUUCACACAAGUUAAUUGAAAUACAAGUUCAUAUUUAUUUACCUGUUUUGUGUCCUUAUUAGCUUAGUCUCAUAAUGCUCCACUUUUACAGAGGAGACACUGAGCCUUAUCACAAGUUAAACUGAGUUGAGGCACUAACAUAGCCAUGUUUUUAUUGAGGCUUGGGUAUGGUAAGCACCAAGAAUAAUAGGAAGUUCCAUAUGCAGAGCCACAUGUAACUUUUACUCCUUCAAUCUUGGCACAUAAAUGGAUGUUAAACAUAGUCCAGCGGAGACACAGUAUUUAUUAUUGGUCAUUAAUGUCAUACAAAUGAAAUGUCUGUAAAACUUUGACAAUCAGAAAUAAAAUAAUUGGUUUUCACUCAUUUAGGUGGGUACAGAAUCCUUGAAUGCAGUUAUAGUGACGCCUAUCUGCCCGUUUCAUGUUGUACAAUUACAGUCAUGUAUAUGAAAUCACUGGUGACCUCGCCCCUGAUAACAAAUAUGUGAGGUCUUUCUCACUGGUCGUUUUUUGGACUGUUUCAGGGGAUGAGACGCGACAGAGGGUCAAGUUCACUGACGAGCGAGUCUGCAAAAGUCAUCUUCUAAACUGCUGUCCACAUGACAUCCUGUCUGGAACUCGUAUGGACCUGGGAGAGUGCACGAAGAUCCAUGACCUGGCACUUCGGGCAGAUUAUGAAAUUGCCUCCAAGGACAGAGAUCUGUUCUUUGAGCUGGACGCGGUGGAUCACCUGGAGUCCUUCAUUGCCGACUGCGACCGGAGGACAGAAUUGGCCAAGAAGCGCCUGGCUGAGACUCAGGAAGAGAUCAGUGCUGAGGUGGCAGCAAAGGCAGAGAAGGUUCAUGAGCUGAAUGAAGAAAUAGGGAAGCUCCUGGCCAAGGCGGAGCAGCUUGGAGCGGAGGGCAACGUCGACGAGGCCCAGAAGGUCCUGCAGGAAGUCGAGAAGGUCCGCACUAAGAAGAAGGAUGCAGAGGAAGAGUACAGGAACUCCAUGCCAGCCUCCAGCUUUCAGCAGCAGAAGCUGCGGGUGUGCGAGGUGUGCUCCGCUUACCUGGGUCUCCAUGACAAUGACCGUCGUUUGGCUGAUCAUUUUGGUGGGAAGCUUCAUCUGGGCUUCAUCCAGAUCAGAGAGAAACUGGACCUACUAAAGAAAACUGUGGUCGAAAAGCAGGAGAAAAGGAACCAGGAGCGCUUAAAGAGACGAGAAGAGAGGGAGAAAGAGGAAAAGAUGAAGAAGAGGACCAGAUCACGGAGCAGAGAGCAUAAAAGGUCCCGUUCUCGUGACCGCAGAAGGAAGCGCUCGCGCUCCGCAUCACGAGAAAAGCGCCGUUCGCACUCGCGCUCCAGGGAGAGGAAGAGAAGGCAUCGCAGCCGAUCCCGCUCUCGCAGUAGAGGACACCGUCACAACCACGAGCAGAGCUCCAGACACAAGUCGUCCAGGGACCGAGAGCGCUCAUCCAGAGACGGGUCACGGGAGCGAGACAGGAAGGACGGUAUGAACGGCAGGUCAGACUCCCGCCGCGCAGACGACGGGGACAUGGGGGACCUCUGAGGACCAAACUCCAUCCAUCACGACACACCGCCUCCUCCCGUCUCUCUCACCUGUCUGUCCCUUUAUAAUAACCUAAUGUCACACGCAGUCCUCGCCUUGACCCAUCUGUUCUCCCGCCUGCCUCCUUUCUUUGCUUUAACAGUUUAUGCAUCCGACCCAGAGUGUACACGUACAUGUAUAUCAGAAGAUUUCAUUUGAACAUUUGGGGGAGUUAGUUGUUGAUCAGUAGUGGAGUGUAUUGUAAUACCCACAUCUGUGACUUGGUGGCUGUCUGUAUCCAACACACACGUCUUGUUGUAAACUACCCCGCGAUGUGUCCAACAGAUAAAGCAAACACUUACAGAAAAGUGUAACUGAUCCAUAGUAUUAUUAACUGAUGGUCUUUUGAUAACGAAUCUGAAUAUCUUGUAUCUGAAUAUGUUUUGGACUGAUUGAUUGUUGUGUUCUGAAGAGCCUCGUCCCAUCAAUAAGGUAUUUUUUUUCCAUCUCCCUCUGAAGGUUUCUUUUCACCAGCUCCUGAUAAACUGCAGGACUGCAGUUCCCGAAUAUCUGUCCACAUUUUUCUUUGGUCCCGUACUUAGUUCGCUAAAGCCCGGUUACACUUUUAGGAACCCAAUUCAAAACCAAAAGGUUAAAGUUACGAAUAUUAGUAUAGUAUCAACCUUGUGUUUCCCAUUGUCCUCUUCUUUUUUAAAUUUUUUUUUAAUUUUAGCUAAUCAACUGUUAUCUUAUGCUGCUGGUAGUGAAAGGAUCUAUUUGAUUGAGAGUUUGGCCAGUAUAAGUAAACACUUGUUUUGAAUUGUCGGUGGCAAGGUUCUUGUUUUAUAUUUUGUUUCCAUCUUGAUUUCUUUUAUUUAAGAUAAAUUGUAACUUCAAAAUUCGUGUCGGCAUGUGAAGCAGUAGGUUCAGAAAUUAUACAUUAUAAAUUCAAUGCCAUAACUGUACAUACAUUUUUAUUAGUCUUUAUGUUGGUCCAAUUUGGACAAAUUCCUCUGAAUAGAUUUAUAAUUGCAAACAGAUUUGAAUGGAUGCAUUGCUUCACCUAAUGUGUGAAGUCAUAUCUGUUUAUGUUCUGCUGGAAAAAUUUCUUUAAAGUCUCAAUAAAAAUUAAAAAAGAAUCGC